Amborella trichopoda is the source of this 986-nucleotide messenger RNA. RefSeq names its product mediator of RNA polymerase II transcription subunit. NCBI's taxonomy places the organism in Eukaryota, Viridiplantae, Streptophyta, Magnoliopsida, Amborellales, Amborellaceae. Gene Ontology annotation, cellular component: mediator complex. The record is from RefSeq and is a predicted model, not a curated record.
UUUUGUGAAGAGGCCGAACCUUCGAUCGAGGAAGCCCAAUCAGAUCGAAAUUGGCCAAAGUGAAGCGAAGCUAUCAAAUCGGGCAAAACUAAAAAUAAAGUAUAAACAUUGAUUUUCAAUUAUCAAAUGGGGGUCAUAAGAGGCGUAAAACGUUCCCCAAAACCGUAAAUUUAGCUGUUCAAACUUCAAACUUUGGUAAGCAUGGAGAUGGAGGAAUCGUUGUCCCGCAAGAGCACGGAAGAGUUGGCGGUGGAAGGGCAGAGGCAUUUGGAGGACACCAUUGCAGCGGCCUACCAGAUCCUAUGCUCCAUGAACCAGGAGCUCUGCAACCCUUCUCUCUGGUCCACUGCUGAUGCCGCCGAUUCUUCUCACCACCAUGAACCAGGCGGUGGAGCCCUAGAAGACGCCCGACACCGUUACAAGUGUGCUGUUGCUUCUCUCAGAGCAGUCCUCUCUGCCAUUCCCACUUCUCACUCGGAGGUACCUCAAGGCGCAGGACCCACUGGGUCAUCACCAGAUACAAGCGGAAAGAAAUCAGAGUUGCAGAGCCUGGAAGAACGUGCUGCUUAUUUGAGGAAGGAACUUGCAAACAAAAAUAAACAUCUCAAGCUUGUCAUAGAUCAGCUCCGUGAGCUCGUUAUGGAUGUAUCCAUGUGGCAGAGUCCAUGUUCAGUCUGACAUGAGCCUGUUUGGUUUGGUCAGUUUUCCCAUUCGGGCCUUUACCCGAACCGUUGCUGUUUUUUUCAAUUUUUUUAUGGCCAUGCUCAUUUCUCAACCCUACUCCUUUUCUUUCAUUUUCCUACUGAGUUUCGUCUUUGCUGGUUCUGUAUAAAAAUCAAUUGUUUUACGAAGAUGGCCUUAUGAUCUCUCACUAUGCAUCUAGUGGAUGGUCUUUUGUCUUUCUUGUUUGAAUUCGUAAAGAAGCUUUCGGUGAAACUUUUAGACAAUAAUGAUGAUUAACGAAGGAUACAGAAGGAUAUGGCGAA